Messenger RNA from Mucor velutinosus, 822 nucleotides. RefSeq lists its product as uncharacterized. Lineage: Eukaryota; Fungi; Mucoromycota; Mucoromycetes; Mucorales; Mucoraceae. Gene Ontology annotation, cellular component: cytosol. The transcript is spliced from 5 exons. Gene Ontology annotation, molecular function: holo-[acyl-carrier-protein] synthase activity; magnesium ion binding. The record is from RefSeq and is a predicted model, not a curated record. The coding region runs from base 1 to 822 and encodes 273 amino acids.
AUGGCUAAGCUGGAUUUACUUUCUUUUGAUAUUAAAGGCGCUUUUGAAGGAGACCAGUUUGACAGAGCGUUGUCAUGGUUACCAAAGGCCGAACAUCCAUCUGUCAUGAGAUUCAAAUUUGCUAGAGAUAGACAUUUAGCAUUAGCCAAUUUGCUUUUAAGGCGACAUUAUUUUUCUCAAGAGCUACAGGUGCCUUGGUUUGAUCUCGAGUUUGAACGCUUACCUGCAGGAAAACCGAUUUUGAAACAUUUUGAAUCUCUAAAUUACGAUUACAACACAUCUCAUGAAGGAGAUUGGGUUAUUUUUGGCUGUACAAAAGAUAUGAAAAUUGGUGUCGAUGCUGUGGCCAUCGAUCGCCCUAAAAAGCAAUCGAUCGAUGCUUAUUUGAAGAGUUUCCAGCCUCAGUUGACGCAUAAUGAAAUGCAUCUAGUCAUGGACAGUGAUAACGAAGAUACUCGCCUAGAGACAUUCUAUCAAUUGUGGGGAUGCAAAGAGAGCUACACAAAAGCGCUUGGGUUAGGGCUGUCUCUGGAUUUACUAAAAUUGGAUUUUGCCAAUGUACAUGAUACGAUCAAGGUGAGGUUUGAAGGUGAGCAACUGGAUAAUUGGGUAAUCUACCUAGAUCGCUUGGAUGAUACGACACUCGCUGUGGUGUGCUGUGGUUACAUCGAGGCAUCAAUGACAUUAGACUUGAAGAUGAUUGAAUUUGGUCGAUCAACACAACUCCUUGGUAGACCCUCGCAGGUUAAAAAUGAUACAAAUAUCUUCCAUCAGAUCAAGCUGCAAGAUAUUGAGAACAAUGAGUGGAGGCCGCGCAGUUAA